CUCCUGCUCCCGGUGCUGUGACAGCUGCUCUCUGUGUAACGGAAGACAUUUUGAGCCGCUGCGGUCUCUCCACUCCGUUAUUCGAGUGUCAGCCUGAAGUCUGGGCUGACCUGCUGAGAAGUCAGUCUCCACACCCGAGCUGUAGUCGAAGAACAAGGCCUUUAAAGAUCUACAGAAAACGGUUCACCGGCGUAUGUGUAGCACAGCUAGCUAGCUGAGCGCCUCGAGCUAACCACAAAGCUAGCACAGUCCUAGAUGCUAGGUAGUUAGCAUCAGCUAGCUGGCCUGCCCUCCUCCUCUUCCUCCUCCUCCUUCUCCUCCUCCUCGACAGCCGGUCCCUUCACACCGACACAAUGGCUUUAAAACGAAUCAGCAAGGAACUAACCGAUCUGUCCAGAGAUCCUCCGGCUCAGUGCUCCGCCGGGCCUGUCGGUGAAGACAUGUUUCAUUGGCAAGCUACUAUUAUGGGACCUCCUGACAGUCCCUAUCAGGGCGGAGUUUUUUUCCUGACUAUUCAUUUCCCUACAGAUUAUCCCUUCAAACCACCCAAGGUCGCCUUCACAACAAGAAUUUAUCACCCAAAUAUUAACAGUAAUGGCAGCAUCUGCUUGGAUAUAUUGAGAUCCCAGUGGUCUCCAGCAUUAACUAUCUCUAAAGUCCUUUUGUCCAUUUGUUCUCUGUUAUGUGACCCGAACCCUGACGACCCGCUAGUGCCAGAGAUCGCCCGCAUCUACAAAACAGACCCCUCCAAGUAUAACAGACUAGCCAGAGAGUGGACAGAGAAGUAUGCCAUGCUGUGAGGGUACAACAGGACAGCUCAGGAAUGGACUCAUAAAUACGCCAUGUGAUGCUCCUUACUGCUGGAACAAACUCUUUGAUUUCCUCCUCUUCAUCAGCCAAUAACAGCAAUUUGUUCACGUUUCUGUUUGUCCUCUUCCUCACCUUUAAACGCUUUUAAAUUCUUGAUUUGCCCUUUUCUCUGCUUUCUAAAAACAAAAAAAGAUAAAUUAAAACACCGUGAGGGCCGAGGACUCUGAAUCUGCUGUGAAUGUGCCAACUGCAAAACAAAAAAAAACAAAAACGAACCACAAACCGGAGCGGACUCGUUCAGACCGGAGCGGAGCCGACGGAGAACUGUUACAAUAAAUAAUUUAAUGCAUGUCAGUGAUUGGUUCAUGUGCUGCUGAGAUCUGUACACCUUUUUAAAAAAAGAAAAGACGUUUUGGUUUUAUUCAGUUUUUCUUGUUUUUUUUUGUUGUUUUUAGACGAGAGAGCCGUUAGUUCAUCCAUCAUCCACACACUGUUCUCCUCUUUUUGCACUGAAGAUGAAACUCAAAGCUCUCAAUGGCUGAUUGAUCAACUAAUAGCUCUGUGAUGUUUUCUUUUCUCAAUAAAGUUGGACAAAUUGCA
Messenger RNA from Cheilinus undulatus (humphead wrasse), 1410 nucleotides. Its product is annotated as ubiquitin-conjugating enzyme E2 D3-like. Gene Ontology annotation, cellular component: nucleus. Gene Ontology annotation, molecular function: ubiquitin conjugating enzyme activity. The transcript has 8 exons. Lineage: Eukaryota; Metazoa; Chordata; Actinopteri; Labriformes; Labridae. Gene Ontology annotation, biological process: ubiquitin-dependent protein catabolic process; protein polyubiquitination. The record is from RefSeq and is a predicted model, not a curated record. The coding region runs from base 354 to 800 and encodes 148 amino acids.